Molecule: messenger RNA, 972 nt
Organism: Coregonus clupeaformis (lake whitefish)
Lineage: Eukaryota; Metazoa; Chordata; Actinopteri; Salmoniformes; Salmonidae
Gene: fcer1g
Product: Fc epsilon receptor IgFc epsilon receptor Ig
Exons: 5
Coding region: 199-498 (99 amino acids)
Biological process (GO): cell surface receptor signaling pathway
Cellular component (GO): Fc-epsilon receptor I complex
Molecular function (GO): IgE receptor activity
Source: RefSeq, a predicted model, not a curated record
CCUGUUGCACAAAAACAAAUGGACUGAGCUCGACCACAACUUCCCCCCCGCUCUACUGUGGCUUUCUUUGCAACACUACGUCAUCACCUCAAACCACUAACUUCAGCCCUGCUCAACCUACAUGCUUUUUACUGACUGAGCAGUCAGACGUCCGGUAAAAAGAAUCUUGCUGUGUCCGUUUGUAUACCUGUUGCUGUGAUGAUGGGAGGCAGAUUCCCAGUUCUUUCAGCUCUUCCUCUGUGGGUGAGCUUUGGCAGUGCUGCGGCCAUGGGUGAGUCUCAGAUCUGCUAUAUCCUGGACGGUAUCUUGUUUCUGUACGGUAUCAUCCUCACCGUGCUCUACUGUAGGCUCAAGUUCACCCCACAGAUGUCUCCGGUGACUAAUACUGGGGCUGCGACAGAAAAGCCAGCGAAAGCGGAGGAGGGUAUCUAUACGGGUCUGACCCCUCAUACUGCGGAUACCUAUGAGACCAUCGGUCAGAAGAAAAGAUUGAAGUAGUACAGGAUGAAGAGUUGAAGAAAUCAUCUGUCAAAUCAUUUUUGUCUCUCCAAGCCUUUCCCAGGCCUCUUAUGUCUUUUAUUUAACAUAGCUUUUAACGUUUUGAGAGAAAAUGUAUACAUUUUUUAACAUUUAUUUGCAUUUCAUAUGUGAAAGCCUCCUUUGUAUGUUGUGGUAUGUGUAGUAAGAGAGAGAAAUGUGAGAAUAUCAAAAGAGGGAAGUUGAGCUGUGGGUAAAAAUGUCCCACUUUUGACAGUGUAUGUCUUCUUUGUAUCUUACUUAUACAAUUAUUUUGUUGUUGAUUUAGCUUGAGAUUGAUGUUUUUAGUAUUUUCAAAACUUCUCAAGUAUGUUUUUAUAUAGAUCAAUAUACCGUUUUAUCAGAUAAUAUACUGCUUUUUAACUCUUGAGAUUUGUGUUCUGGGUGUACUUCUAUGGUGCUUUUAUAAUAAAUUCUAAUAAAAUAUCAAAAUGA